AUGCAGCUUGCUACAGAGACCAUUGGCGGUGAUAAUGGUGAAACAGAAUGGUCAUUUAUCAAUGUUGCUGUCAUCUCCCUAUUUUCCCUCCCAGAUAAUGAGCUUCUUGAGCUCUUGUCUCAUGUUGUCACAUCCUGUGCAUAUUAUGGAGAUGAUGGUAUACAUGUCAUUGACAUCAAGAGCAUUACUGAUGUGGUCACAAUGGUUCCCCACCAUCCAAGAUUACCAUCUGAAGUUGUUGAAGACCAUUUCUUUAUGGUGGAAAAGCCUGGUCUUGAUGUGGCAUCAUUUGGUAUUCUGCCAGUGGAUGAUGCAGUAGAAGGUGAAGGCAGUGAUAAUGACUCAGAUGAUGCAAUGGAUGGGCAAUAG
This is a messenger RNA of Suillus subaureus, 369 nucleotides long. RefSeq lists its product as uncharacterized. NCBI's taxonomy places the organism in Eukaryota, Fungi, Basidiomycota, Agaricomycetes, Boletales, Suillaceae. The record is from RefSeq and is a predicted model, not a curated record. The transcript has a single exon. The coding region runs from base 1 to 369 and encodes 122 amino acids.